Messenger RNA from Chrysoperla carnea, 1386 nucleotides. Its product is annotated as tRNA selenocysteine 1-associated protein 1-like. Gene Ontology annotation, molecular function: RNA binding. The transcript has 4 exons. Bases 124 to 1125 code for a protein of 333 amino acids. The record is from RefSeq and is a predicted model, not a curated record. Lineage: Eukaryota; Metazoa; Arthropoda; Insecta; Neuroptera; Chrysopidae.
GUUGUUUGGUUUUGAAGUAAUCACAAAAGUUAGGUUAAAAUUUUCGUUUUUAUAAAUAAUGAAUUAAAUUUUUACAAGAAAUAGAUUAUUUUAUUAAGUUUGGAAAACGAAAACAAAAUUUCAAUGAUGACUGGAAUGAUACAUUGUCAGUUAUGGAUGGGCAGUUUAGAACCAUACAUGACGGAAAGUUUCAUAAUGUUAGCAUUUCAAAAAAUGGGCGAACAUCCACAAAAUGUGAAAGUAAUGCGAAACAAAUUCACGGGCGAACCAGCUGGAUAUUGUUUCGUACAUUUUCCAACCGACGAACAAGCAAUUGAUGCAAUGCAUAAAUUAAAUGGUAAACCAAUACCGGGUACAAAUCCAAUUGUACGAUUUCGUUUAAAUAAUGCAAGUAGCACGGGUCGAUCACUUUUAGAACGUGAAUUUUCUGUUUGGGUCGGAGAUUUAAGUCCAGAUGUUGAUGAUUAUAGUUUGUAUCGAGCUUUUGCGUCACGUUAUAACACGAUCAAAACUGCAAAAGUGAUUCUAGAUAACUCCGGAUUUAGUAAAGGCUACGGAUUUGUUCGGUUUGGUAGUGAAGACGAACAGAAAAAUAGUUUAACGGCAAUGAAUGGUUACAUUGGUUUAGGCAGCAAAGCCUUAAAAAUAUGUAAUGCAGUACCAAAACCAAAAGGGGCAACCACAAUAUCAUCCCCACCACAAAGUACCACCACACUAUCGCCAGCACCCUCAAAUUCUGCACCUCCAGCACAAACGUACACGACACAAUCCCAAGACUAUUCACAGUAUUAUGAUCCGUCCGCGUACUGGCAAAAUUACGCUUGGCAAGGUUACUACGAUCAGACACCUGAGUUUUGUCAAUCGACCACGGAGAAUGUGUUAAUUGAUACGUCUGCGUUGAGUGGUAGCUCCUCGUAUAAUGGGCAUGGUAUACAUACUUCUCAUAGUUCUUUACCAGAACCAACUCAAGCGAAAAUUGACGAUGAUUUAGAAUUAAUUGAACACUCAACGGCUUUGGAUGUAGAUAAACUAAAUAAGGAAUUAUGUGAACAGGAUAAAGUUUUAUGGGAUUCCUUAGAAAGUUCUAAAUGGUUACCGUGUGAAGGUCUGUUAGAAAUUUGUUAACUUUAUUUAAUAUCAAUCACUAUAUUUUGUAAUUAUUUUAGAAAAAAAUUUUGAUUUCCAUGAAACGUUUAAGGAUUGUUUAAACGAUGUGGAAAAUCCUUAAUUGUUUUAUGAAAAAUUGUACAAUUAAUUAAUUUUAUUUUAUAUGAAUUAUGUGUGUAGAAUGUGUUUUAACACUUUAGUACAAUGAAACUUAAAAUUAAAAAGGAAAAACUUAAUGCAUCUUUGAAAUUUUCCACAAUCCAAAAAAAAAUCGACCUC